This is a messenger RNA of Ornithodoros turicata, 949 nucleotides long. RefSeq lists its product as uncharacterized. Lineage: Eukaryota; Metazoa; Arthropoda; Arachnida; Ixodida; Argasidae. Bases 197 to 907 code for a protein of 236 amino acids. The record is from RefSeq and is a predicted model, not a curated record. The transcript is spliced from 5 exons.
UGCACCAGACGUGAACUAGGCCUGCACUUUUUCGAAACGAACGCGACAGUGCAGGGAGCGCCUGGGUGCAUUGGCGAAACGAACGAGCGAGUGCAGCACCACCAUGAACUGGUUCAGGCAGUGCAAGUGAAUCGAACGGACCUAAAAUCUUGCACUUGCUGCCGAGUUAGUGCAGAGCGAGUUCAGCCGUUCAGCGAUGGCGGCAGACAACUUGAGCUUGACAGUGAAUGGUGUCGAGACGUCGCUAACGCCGGUUCUGUCACAAGACGGUUUCCGUUUUCACAACGGGAACACUUACGCAUAUAAGACGCCAGAUGGUGCCACGGUGGGUGUCGUCUUUGCUGGGCCAGUCCAGACCAGUCAAGAGCAGUCUACUCAACUUAGCAACAGCCAUACUGUCCAGGCUGUUAAUCAGCAGUCUGGAGCAUCUGAUGGAAGUCAGGCUGCCCAGUCAGACAGCCUGGAAGGGCAGGAACUAUGGACUGGGCCAAAGACUCGGUUCUUGAUUGCAAGAUAUAAAGAACAGAAAGAGAUGGUGGGGAAGAAGGGUGGAUUUCGCACGAAACGUGCGUUAUGGCAAGCGCUUGCCGACGCUAUCUCAAAGGAGUUUGAUAGCAGUGUGACCACCAUCCAAGUCGAGAACAAAUGGAAGUCUCUCGAGAGGGCCUACAAACGGACGAAGACAAAGAAUGGGUCCUCAGGCCAUUCUAGGGUUUCCUGUGAGCAUGAAGAGGAGUUGGGCGAUGUGCUUGAGAAAGAGCACCACAUCAGCCCGACCACUCUUCUUGCUCCAGGGUUAACCAUUGAAAAGGACAGCUCCAGCACUCCAACCGACACUGAAGAGAGCCAGCAGCCCGGCGGACGAGACACAGGCAACUCCCGAACCCCGCACUCCGCAGGGUGGUGAAGCCCACACUUUGCCGGGUGGUAAGAAGCGACGGACGAAAGA